AUGGAUGACAAUAGGGGCCAGAGGAGGCAGGGUGGUGAACCGCCCAUUCACGGCUCUUCCAAUCCACGCUAUCACCAGUCGAUGCACGAGGCAUCGCAGCAGCAGCAGCAGCGACGAUCUUUCCCGAGCACGGGGGAGAGAUUUCGGCCUGCUCCCCUGAACACGUCUCCUUCGGGGGCAGCGCGGGGACUGGGCAGUUCGGCUGGCUACAGUGGAUACUAUCAGGAGCCGACAGCAACGUCCUUCUCUACCACUGCCAUAUCCCAAGGUGGGAUGGGCUAUCACAACUCAGCCGCCGACUACGGCCAGCCGGAUUCGCGGCAAACACAGACAUUUGCCAACACGUACAACCCAACGGCAAUGAUGUACAAUGUGCCGCAGGCUGCGGGGCCGCAGAACACUACCGUGUACCAUGCGAGCCAGCAGUUUCCCUCGCGGCAACCCGCAACAUUGCAGAUGAUGAGUACGGAUGUUGCAGCCCCUUAUUUCUCUAGCGAGCCAACCAACACUGGCGCUGCAUCCGCUAUGCAGGCGCAGACAGCGUCGUCCAGCACCCCCCAGGUAUAUCAGCAGUCUUCUCUGCAAAACUAUUCGACUAGUGGUAUCGGAAGCAUCGGGGGGAUGGCGGCACAAUCCACCGCCGCCUCGGAUGUCAGAAUGGAGGAAGAGUAUCCCCCGUCAGGGGGUUUGGACGAAGCGUACGCGUCAUACCAAUCGGCAUUGAAAGAGAUAUUUCAGAACAUACGAAGUGGAUUAUUGGCCGCCGCCAGCGAUUCUCUUCUCAAUGUCUCGGACUGGCUCCUGUCGCACGUUGCAGAAUUAGGUCUCACUUCUGAUGACCAGAAUUUACAUAGCGGUCGAAUCAAGCUAUGGAACGACUUCAAUCAUGCUUGGCUGGCAAUAUUCCAGCGCCAAAAGGAAAUGAUGGAGUCCGGACACCAGUUACAGCGUUCGCAAAGCGUAAUCGCGCAGGAAGAAAUGGUAAAGAUGGGCAAAGAGUUAGUAAGGCUCUGCGAUGGAAUCGAGCGCCACGGCCUCGUCGAUUAUCAAUAUGGUGUUUGGGAAGAACAGAUAAUCGCAAUUUUGGAAGAGUGCCUAGACCUUGGCAACUCGUCAAGUGCUGGCGGGAGCGAUGCGGCUGCAUCCGCCUCUCAACGUCAUUGA
This is a messenger RNA of Lasiosphaeria miniovina, 1164 nucleotides long. RefSeq lists its product as uncharacterized. The transcript has 3 exons. NCBI's taxonomy places the organism in Eukaryota, Fungi, Ascomycota, Sordariomycetes, Sordariales, Lasiosphaeriaceae. Bases 1 to 1164 code for a protein of 387 amino acids. The record is from RefSeq and is a predicted model, not a curated record.